Molecule: messenger RNA, 6397 nt
Organism: Anthonomus grandis grandis
Lineage: Eukaryota; Metazoa; Arthropoda; Insecta; Coleoptera; Curculionidae
Gene: shtd
Product: anaphase-promoting complex subunit 1
Exons: 30
Coding region: 252-6281 (2009 amino acids)
Biological process (GO): metaphase/anaphase transition of mitotic cell cycle; anaphase-promoting complex-dependent catabolic process; protein K11-linked ubiquitination
Cellular component (GO): anaphase-promoting complex
Molecular function (GO): molecular adaptor activity
Source: RefSeq, a predicted model, not a curated record
UGUUUUCGUUUUUGUUGUCAAACUAAAUGCUGUUGAUUAAAAGCCGUUGAAUCAAUUAUUUUAAAAUAUUGGAUGGAGAUUUGUACAAAUUGUAAUAACAUACUUUUGAAUAAUAGUUUGUAAGACUGGUUUCGAUAAAAUUUAAAAAAAUAUAACGUGUUGUAUAAACCAUAAAGUAUAAUAUUUCUUUAUAACAUUUUUUAAAACAGAAAUUCUCUUUACUUGCAAAUCUGGAUGUUAAAUUGGAAAACAUGAUUGCUGCCUCAGAUCCACAGGAGUUCGUGCCCCGUGGUCGGCAGCAGAUCGCUCGCCAUCCAGGGCCUCUGGAGCCUAUUUUCUUCGACAAAGGGUGUAAUGAUUACUACUUAGAAACUGGGCUGGAAAAAGUUUCUUUAUCUGAAGACUGCUCAGACGAAUUUUGGAUAUUGAGAAAGGCGCCAAAAGAUUUUAAUAAAAGCAACAAAGAAGAUUCUUCUCAAAAAUGUAACAACUUUAGCAAAACUCAUCAAGAGAUCUCUAUGAGCAAAAGUCAUACAACAGAUUGCGGUGAUUUUUUUGAAGAUUCUGAUAGUUUUAAGGUGUCAUCGAACUGUAGUAUUCAUCAGAAAGUAUUGGGUAAAAGACCAUCAGAUGCUAGUAUUCGAUUUCCCAACAAGAGACUCUCUUGCGAAAUCGCCGAUAAGAAAAAUGAAAGGAGAAAUAGCGGUGAUUUAAACAAGUCUCACGUGCCUCUGUUCAAUAAGACAGAACCUUCAACCAUUAAGUCAAAAAUAAGUCCCGGUUUUAUGGAAGAUGAAUUGUAUAUUAAGGGAUGUACUGCUGUUUGGUCCAGAGGGCUAAUCAACAAUGAUGAUUUUUGUGAUAAUGGUAGAAAGGUUAUCACUUGCUACACUGUACCUGCUCCAAUAAGGCAGGCUCUUUGGUCCACUUUCUACUGCCUGAGACCCACAUUUGAGCCGAAUGAGGCAGAAAUAUAUUCGAAAAAUUAUGAGCCAUUAGGUGUUCCAACUCCCGCUAUUUGUUUGGUAGAUUCUCAUAAUAUAAGGGUCUUCAUAAUCAAAGGAGAACAAUAUGUUAUUCCAGUACAUUUUCAAAUCCGAAAGGUUUGGAAUACGAAAUUCGGAAUUCUAAUAGAAAAAAGUGGGGAAACCCAACUAGAUAAAUUGACUGAAGAAAAAUCCGGUACUCUCUUUUCCCUAAGCUACCCAUUAGAUGAUAUAUGCCCAGUAGCAGUAAGUCACAAUUCGACUUUUACUCGGCUAUGUAGUACAAACAAUGUAGUUGUGUUUACCAGCAAUAGUCCCAGUUUGUGCAUGGUUUUUAAUACAAAUACUAAAGAGCAUAGCGUUUAUAUUAUAAGGAAAGUUAGAUGCGAUGAAAAGGAUUAUGGAGAAAGCUCUUUUGAGGGGAACAGUAUUGCACAUAGUUCAAGUAAGCUUAAAAGUCGUUUGUCCAUGUGGGACAACUUGAUGACAAGCGGGCAACUUGCAACUCCGCGUCCGAUUACCGCAAAAGGACAAAACCCAGUGGACAAGCAAUUAAAUCCUUGCAAAUCUAGAUCUUUUAGUUCUAUGGCAUCCAUAAGUCGCUGUCAGUCACCAGCAACUACAGACAGCCCAUGGAUUUCGCGCUCACUGAAGAAAGAUACUUUAGGAAAAAAUAUUGCAUCAGAAAAAGCAAGCAUGGCAAAUUCAUUUUUUAAUUGUUCUAAAACGAUGUCUCAUCUGAUGACUAACCCGAAAAUUUGUUUGGAGUAUGUCUGGACUGAUACGUCUUCUGUGCAAGAUACCGUGACUGGUUGUCCGGCGACGUCAGUUUUUUUAUCAGAAGAUCUAAUCGGACAGUGGUAUCUUUGCUAUGUUUUACCAUCAAAGUUUCAGCUGUCAGUUGUUAAAGUGGACUUUUCGGGACCUUCUAUUGCAUUUGGAAUGUUGAAUAGUAUUAGUGCAAAGGACGCCAUUAAUAUACCCCACUUGCAUAUGAUGGCCAUUCUAGAACAUAGUGGAAAUGUUACUCUUUAUUCUGGGUUGACUAUGGUAGGUAAACUUCACAUUGGAGGCACCUUGUUACAACAUACUCCUUCUCCCUAUGUUAGGAGGCAUAUUCCUUCACCCUUUCCAAGGCGAAGUAGUUUGCUACCACUUUCAAAACAAUCUGAACCCAGAUUUGACGAGCACCUAUUUUCGCCAGUGUUGCCAGCUACUGAGCAAAAACGAGUAAUUUUACCGUCAGUUAAUCGAAGCCAUGGAUCUGCGCGAUACAAUUAUCACAGUAAAAUAACCCAAAAAUCAGUUCUUAUAGGUUUAAUGGACUCUCUUGAAAACCGUUUAACUCUUAAAUAUUCGGACGGUACAUUUUAUCGAAUAACGUUGCCUCUUAUUACGCAUUCUUCUUUGGUAAAGCAUUGCCUAAUAGCUCUUAGGCAAUGUCUUCCAAAAGAUGCCGCCAUAGUGCUAGCUUGUAGGUGGUACUCGACUAGAAAUGUUCCCGGUACCGAAGAUAUUGAUAACCGACAAGAAUGGGAAAUGUUUACUGGACUGUUAUUUGAACUGUUCGGUUACGAAGACGACCAUUUAUUGGAUAAAGCGGAGACUCCUGCAGAGAAGAAGCAAAAAACUUCUCUUUUAAGUACAGACGAAGACUGGUUAACGUUAUCAAACAAGCUUCAUAAAAAAGUUAGCGAUCCUUUAUCGCUUCUUUUGCAAAUUCCCUUUUCUUUAAAUCAGCUUCCUGGAAAUAAACAAGAAACCAGUUCGAACAUUUCAGUUAAUCCUAAAGGAAUACUUUUUCCUUUCAUUCGUUACGUGCAGUUCACUUUACACUUGCUUUAUGAAGACUUUAAGCUUAAUACGUUACACACAGAAUGUUUACUUUCGCUGGCGAGACUGCUUAAUAAGUUGGCAAACGACCUCGGUCUAAAAGAAUACUCACUGCAUUAUUGGAAAGAUUUUCCCAAGGAUAUUACGAUAGGAGGUCCAAAAAUUGAUGAAAGUCUAUUUAAGUUCAUCAAUAUUUGCCGGGAGUUAAAUGACAGGCCUGUCAGCGUCAUGGACCAUGUGUUUAAAUUACUAAGGAAUGACAUUGUGACGCCUUAUCCGUAUUUUGCAAAUGUUAAUGUAAGAUCUAGAGAUAUCGUGCAGUUAUGUGGAGUGCUUUCACACGCCAACAAAGGAAUUCCGUCCGAAAUUAUGUUAAAUAGUUUUAUCUUACAAGAACCAACGCAGGCUGUGCAUCAGAGAAGUGUAUUGAUUAAUAACAGCCAUAGUGCCACGAUUGAACAAGUUGUUUUGCUAAUGGUUGAAAUGAAGAUUGAUACUAGAUACAUAGAGACUUUACCCAUUGGACUUUAUUUUUUACUUUAUAAUGCCUUAUGGAAGUGCAGAGAGAAUCCUCCAACUGAUUGGCCUUUAGAAGCUUAUCAUCUACUUUGGAGGGACGAUUUAGUGGCUCAAGCACAAAAAAUUGAAAUGGAAAAGGAUAAACUUUUCCAGGAAAAGAUGAAUAUUUGUUUUCAGUUGCAAGAAACUAUGCCAAGUACAAAACAGGAAAUUGCCGAUUUAGAUGGAAUGGAAGAUAUUGAUUGUAGUUUAACGAAGAUGAGAUUUAGCGAAGACACAAGAGUAAUGGAAGCCAGAAAAAUGCUAGCAAGCUCAAAACCCGUUAUGAUAACUCUCACGCAAAAACCAGAAGUAUCUGACCACGACUUCAUUGAGGAACAAGAAAAGCACCUGUAUGGAAUCUGUAUAAGAACUAUGGCACUUCCUGUUGGAAGGGGUAUGAUCACUCUCCGUACAGCUACUCCGAUAAUAACCGAGCCUCUGGCAGCACCCUCGCUAUGUUUAACUGGUAAAGCACCACCUAGAGGCAAUACAAUAGAAUUAAAUCACAUAGACACUCCAGCUAACAUGAAUUUAUGGCCUUUGUUUCACAAUGGUGUGGCUAAUGGCCUAAGAAUAACCCCUGAUGCGCAAAAUAUUGAUAAUACGUGGAUUAUAUUUAACAAACCAAAAGGUGGUGCAGAACAAACUAUGGAACACGCCGGAUUUUUAAUGGCACUAGGCUUAAACGGACAUCUUCGUAAUUUGGCUGUUAUAAAUACUUUCAGUUAUAUUGGAAAAUCGAGACACGAGAUGACUAGUGUUGGUAUAUUAUUAGGUAUGGCAGCUGCCUGGAGAGAAACCUGCGAUCAUAGUUUAACGAAAAUUCUAGCCAUUCAUGUAGAAGCUUUACUUCCUCCCACUUCGAUGGAACUAGAUGUUUCGCAAAAUCUACAAGUCGCCGGGCUGUUAGGUAUUGGACUACUCUAUCAAAAAAGUGCGCAUAGGCACAUAACUGAGGUUCUAUUAUCAGAAAUAGGCCGACCUCCUGGUCCAGAAAUGGAAAACAGUGUUGAUAGAGAAUCGUAUUCCUUAUCGGCUGGUUUAGCUUUAGGGCUAGUUAUGCUCAAACAUGGUGAUCAACCGAGUGGAAUGUCAGAUUUAAGGGUACCUGAUACUCUUUAUUACUACAUGGUGGGAGGAACAAAACGGCCUUUGACUGGUGCUCAAAAAGACAAAUACAAAACUGCAUCGUUCCAAAUCCGUGAAGGAUCUUCUGUCAAUCUUGACGUGACUGCGCCUGGAGCCACACUAGCAUUGGGAUUAAUGUACCUGGGUACCGGCAAUAAGGCUGUUGCCGACUGGAUGGCAGCCCCGCAUACGCAGUACCUACUGGACUUCGUUAGACCAGACUUUUUGAUGUUGAGAUCAUUAAGUAGAGCACUUAUCCUGUGGGACAGCAUCGAACCCACUAGGGACUGGGUGGUAGGAGAAGUCCCGGCAACUAUAAGACCGUAUUGUAUGGUCACGCCUUCAAACGAUGCAGAUAUUGAUUACGAAGCUAUGAAUCAAGCUUAUUGCAACAUAGUAGCCGGAGCGUGCUUCGCAUUGGGCCUUAAAUUCGCCGGAUCUGCAGAUCAGGAUGCAUGCGAAACCUUGCUCUACUUCUGUCACAUGUUUACUUCUCUAACUAAUAAAUCUAUAGCCGACUUGGCAGGAAAAGCCACUAUAGAAACUUGUUUAAAUGUUCUUCUACUAAGUGCAUCCAUGGUAAUGGCAGGCACUGGUAACUUAGAAGUUAUGAGAUUAGUGCGCCAUCUCAGAAGACGCGUUGGAGUUUCAAAUAGUGCAAUUGUUACGUAUGGCUCUCAUUUAGCCAUACAUAUGGCUUUGGGAUUGCUCUUCUUGGGUGGAGGACGAUAUACAUUAAGCAAUUCACCAGCUAGCGUAGCUGCCCUUAUUUGUGCAUUUUAUCCUAAAUUUCCUACUCACAGUAAUGAUAAUAGAUAUCACCUACAAGCCUUUAGACAUUUGUACGUUUUGGCUGUGGAACCGAGAUUAGUGAUUCCAAAGGAUGUUCUCUACGACGAUAUUUGUUAUGCUAAGCUCAGAGUUGUAAAAUUAUCUGGAGAUGAAAUAACAAUAAAAGCGCCUGGUCUUAUUCCUGACGUCAAUUCGUUAGCAAGAGUGAUGGUAGACGAUGAAAGGUACUGGCCGGUCGUAUUCGAGAGAGGAAGAAAUUGGGAUUUAUUAACAAAAAUACUGUCAACUACGGGUUAUAUAGAAGUAAAACAGCGAGCUGGCUGCCUCAGCUACUUAUCGGACAAAUUUGGCUAUCACAGCGAACUAGCACGUACAUUGACCCAUUCUAAGGUAGUUCCAUGGGAUCCACCGUUUAGUUCUAUAGUAAAUUUUACCUCUGAAGAAUCUAUUAAAAAAUUUUGUGAAUGUGUCCUGAACUUAGAUAAAAGUAAGGCCAGUAUUACGGAGCAAAGGGUUGUACAGUUGCUAACCAGAACUACUUAUGAUGCUGUUGUUAAGGAUAAGUUAAUGGUUAUUGUUGUUAUGAUUGCAUUGGUAAAGCUAAUUAUAAACUUGGAAAGUCAGCCGAAUUCAAUUGGACUAUGGCAACUAAAAAUUAUAAUGGAACAAGUAUUUACAAGAUCUUCUAGUCCCAACUUAAUAGUCAAAGAAACUAUUCAAGCAUUACAACAAGAAGUUGUAAGCAUUUUAGAAUCCCAUGAAGACAAGUUGAAACAUAAUUUAAAAAAAUACAUUAAAGGUGAAGAAUUUGAUACAUCAGUUGAUAUUCUAGCUUCAUAUAUAACGUUUUUUGACAUUCCAAACAAUAUGUUUAUUCCCGCGGAAAAAGGGGAUUUUUUCGAAAGAACAGCCAACUUAAAACCUAACUUUUCAAGUAUUGCUGCCUUUUCUAAGGUGGUAAAAACAUUCGAAGCUCUGUAACUUUCUUUUUACAAUAAAUAUUUAAAGAUUUUUAUUGUUUAAAAAUGUGAUUUAGAAAAACCUAUUUUGUAAAUAAUUGAAUUUACGUAUUUAAGAAAUAAAUGCUUCUUAUUAUU